Molecule: messenger RNA, 1376 nt
Organism: Syzygium oleosum
Lineage: Eukaryota; Viridiplantae; Streptophyta; Magnoliopsida; Myrtales; Myrtaceae
Product: putative F-box protein At1g65770
Exons: 1
Coding region: 95-1249 (384 amino acids)
Molecular function (GO): protein binding
Source: RefSeq, a predicted model, not a curated record
AAUAUAACGGAAAGCAAAAUAAAGUAAGCCACCAGUCACGACUGCUCAUCUCCUACACCGCCCCUGUUCCUGGUCCUCUGUCUCUACCUGCAAGAUGGAGAACACAGUCCCAUGGUCCGAUCUCCCCAAGGAGCUCUGGUGGAUGAUCGCGAAGCGGCUCGACACCCCCACCGACGUCCGCCGAUUCCGCAGCGUCUGCUCUUCCUGGCGCUCCCUGAUCCCUCCGCUCCCCCACCACAACAACCCUCCUCUGUUCUCCCUGAAGCUCCCUCUCCGGCCGAGCCAAAAGCACGCCUUCGUCACUCAGUCCACGCUCUACCGCCUCCAGCCGCCGGAGGAAUCCGGCCCGGCCUUUGGCUGGCUGGUCAAGCUCGAAGAAUCCGGGGAGCCGGACCGUCCGCUCCGCCUCCUGAGUCCGCUCUCGAAGCAGCCCAUCAAGUACAAGCCCGGUUCCUUUCCUAACGUGUUGAACACUUUGGACUUCAGGGUCACUGAGGUUGCUAAAGAGUACGCCGUCGAGGUCGAUGACGGGGUCAAUUUGCGCCGUGUGGCGAAGGUAGCUUUGUUCCCCGAUUCGGCGUGGGCCGAUGCAGGGGAGUGUACGGUAGUUGGGAUUCUUGAAGGAGGGAAAUUGGGGUAUUGGAGAUAUGGGGAUGAGGAUUGGAGUGUGAUUGAAGGCCAAGGUUGUCAUUUUGAUGAUGUCAUGAUCUACAAAGGGCAGUUCUAUGCUGUGGAUGGGCUUGGGACCGUGUCGUGGAUCGACCCGUCUUUUCGGGUCGUGCAGUUCUCGCCACCCAUGUGUGGCGGUGGCGACAGGAAGCACCUGGUGGAGUCGGGUGGCGACCUCUACGUGGUGGACCGGUACCUUGAGGGGAGCGGUGUGACGAGGUACCGGAAUAACCGGGAGGUCGGCAAGGAGACGGUUAGGUUUAGAGUGUAUAGGUUGGAUCAAGAAUGGGGCAAAUGGGAUGAAGUGAGGAGCCUCGGUGAUGUGGCCCUGUUUCUGGGUGAUCACAGUUGCUUCACAGUGUCUGUGCAAGAGUUUGGUGGGUGCAUUGGGAACUGCAUUUACUUCACUGAGUUGAAUGAUUUAUAUGGUGCUAAAGUUCAUGUCUUUUGCAUGGAGGACCAUAGCAUCAAGAGGGCGGCGUUCUCGCCGGAUUACUUGAGGAUCCUGUGGCCGCCUCCGGCUUGGAUCAGCCCCAGCCCAUGCCCCCUGGAUCCGAAAACUAUUUGGCCAGUUUUCUAGUUCGAUCUGGAACGGUUUCGAUUUCGAGCCGAAUUGGGUUUGUAAUUCGAUUUCGAGUAUGAAUGAAAAGUGAAGUUGUAAUCGCUUCGUGAGAUAUUGAGAAUCCAUAUUCUGUUGACUUGCUGAA